AUGGGCGCCCCGGAGGCGACCGGCGAUAGAUGCGGAGUGGAGGCGUUGGAUGGGUACGAUGUGGCCAACCUCAUCAAUGAGCCGCUGGUGGUAUUUGUGUGUGCAACCACCGGGCAGGGUGACCCACCUGACAACAUGAAGAUGUUCUGGCGGUUUCUGUUCCGGAAGAACCUGCCUCCCAGUUCCCUCUGCCAGCUGGACUACGCCGUGCUGGGCCUUGGCGACUCCUCCUAUCCCAAGUUUAAUUUUGUUGCGAAGAAGCUGCACAAGCGGGUGCUACAGCUUGGAGGCAACCCUCUGCUGCCCGUGGCGUUGGGAGAUGACCAGCAUGACUUGGGGCCGGAUGCAGUGAUUGAUCCAUGGCUCCUGGCCUUAUGGGACAAGAUCCUCGCCUUGUAUCCUCUCCCUCCUGGCCUCGAGAUCAUCAGUCCAGAUGUAUGCCUACCCCCAAAAUACACCCUGCACUACCUGGCUGAGGACUCCCCGGAGCCUGAUGGUGGCCUGCUGCAGCCAACAGCACCCCGGGCUCUUCCCUCGGAGCUGCACCCCUUCGCUGCCCGGAUGGUGUCCAAUCAGCGGGUCACAGCAGAAUCCCACUUCCAGGAUGUCCGGCUCAUCGAGUUCGAUGUCACGGGCUCAGGGAUCACGUUCAGCGCGGGAGACGUCGUGAUGAUCCAGCCCCAGAACUGCCCCGAAGACGUGCAGCAGUUCUGCCAGCUCCUGCGCCUGGAUCCAGACAGACGCUUUGUGCUGAAGCCCUCAGAGCCUGGCGUUUCCCUCCCUGCCCUGUUGCCGCAGCCCUGCACCAUCCGACACCUGGUCACCCACUACCUGGACAUCUCCUGUGUGCCACGGCGCUCCUUCUUCGAGCUCUUGUCCUACUUCUCUACGAAUGAGCUGGAGCGGGAGAAGCUGCAGGAGUUCAGCUCUGCACAGGGCCAGGAAGAGCUGUACAGCUACUGCAACCGGCCCCGCAGGACCACACUCGAGGCUCUCUGGGAUUUCCCUCAGACCACGUGUGCCAUUCCACCCGAAUACCUGCUGGACCUCAUCCCUCGCAUCAGACCCCGCGCCUUCUCCAUCGCCUCCUCCAUGCUGGCUCACCCUGACCGGAUCCAGAUCCUCAUGGCAGUAGUGCGGUACAAGACGCGGCUCAGCAAACCCCGCCGUGGUCUCUGCUCUACCUGGUUGGCUUCUCUCAACCCAGAGCAAGGUGAUGUCCGGGUGCCUCUUUGGGUGAAGAAAGGAGGAAUGAAGUUCCCAGCUGACCCUGACACCCCUGUGAUCAUGAUUGGCCCUGGCACAGGAGUGGCACCUUUCCGAGCAGCGAUACAGGAGCGAGUGGCACAAGGACGUAGAGGGAACUGCUUGUUCUUCGGCUGCCGCCAGAAAUCCAAGGACUUCUACUGCCAGGUGGAGUUUCAGGGCUUCCUGACGCUCUUCACUGCCUUCUCCAGGGACCAGGAGGAGAAGAUUUAUGUUCAGCACUGCAUCCGAGAGAACCGAAGGCUGGUGUGGGAGCUGCUGAGCAGCGGGGGUGCUCAUGUCUACCUGGCUGGGUGAAUACUCUCUCCUUUUUGGAAUGCCAAGCAGAUGCCAGCGGCAGUGGCCGAAGCCCUGCGGUCGGUGUUGCAGCUGGAAGGUGGCCUGUCACCCUCCGAAGCAGAGGAGCAUUUAACAGCCCUGGAACGGUCCCAGCGCUUCCAGUCUGAAACCUGGUCGUAA
Molecule: messenger RNA, 1725 nt
Organism: Mesitornis unicolor (brown roatelo)
Lineage: Eukaryota; Metazoa; Chordata; Aves; Mesitornithiformes; Mesitornithidae
Gene: NDOR1
Product: NADPH dependent diflavin oxidoreductase 1
Cellular component (GO): cytosol
Molecular function (GO): FMN binding; NADPH-hemoprotein reductase activity; flavin adenine dinucleotide binding
Source: RefSeq, a predicted model, not a curated record